This is a messenger RNA of Psylliodes chrysocephalus, 6129 nucleotides long. The record is from the annotation of a GenBank genome assembly. NCBI's taxonomy places the organism in Eukaryota, Metazoa, Arthropoda, Insecta, Coleoptera, Chrysomelidae.
CUCGCGUCUUACACCUCGUCCAUCGAUUCUAAGCCUGAAGCCUGGUAGGUCGUCGUCGAUCCCCGUCGUCCUCCGCGUCGUUAGCAACGUAGUUGGCCAUGGCUGCUGACGCAGCCGAAGAUGGCCCAACCAAGCCUCAAGCCAACAACAGAGAGCGAAGCGAACCCGAUUUCUGCAGUCUGCAGUAUACUCGAGGCCUUUGGGCCAGCAGAACGUGUGCGUACAGUGAAUUUUCUAUAUAGUUGGUUUAUUUAGUUCUGUUCCUCAUUGGAUCGCAUCGAGUCCUCCUCGGUCUGCGCCAAGAGAGACGCGCAUCGCGCCACCUUGGAUUUGGAUUAUUUGGACGUCUCUGUCGAGAAGCGUUGCGACAUCGACGGCGACACAGAACCAACACACCACGAGGUUUUGCCACCUAGCGUUUCGUGAGCGGGUGCCGAACAGAUCGCCGCUGCGGUGGUUUUAGCAUGUCAGUGCCUUCGAUGGUACAUCGAUCCGGCGGUUCUCUGAUAGUGCGCAGCCUAGUCAGCGGGGACGCUCUGUAUGAUCGCACCGACGUCGUCGACAACAACCUCCUCGACGACGACCACGACGUCUACGUGGACGACGACGACUACGACGCCGAAGCACCACCGGGAAAUCACGAAGAGCAGAUCCGCGCUUCGAACAAAGACUUGCCCGAUUGCAAAGUAAAAAGAAACUACACGUGCGUCGGCUGCGACUUUUUCACGCAGAAUCCCCGCGUUUAUCUGUACCAUUUGCGCGAUGUCCAUCAGGAGAAAGUGAAGAUAUACGAGUGCCCUAACUGCCUGUACGCCUCGAAACACUUCCAGAAGCUGCUGCGGCACACGAAGAUGGUGCACGACGACGCGCCGUCCCCGAAGAAGGCGCUCGCGGAUGAGGCGGCGGCCGAUGAGGAGUUGGCGGAGGCAGCUGCAGCGGCGUCGCAACAGUCGGUGUUCAAGUGCUCGGUGUGUCCGUUUACUAGCAAAGCGGCCGCCGCGCUCGCUAAACACGAACGCGAAGAGCACAUUAAAACGAAGUUCUUCCGAUGUUCCAAGUGCACUUAUGUAACGCACAUCAAGGCGCGUUACACGAAACACGUCAAGUACCAUUCGAUGCCGAUGAUCAAGUGUGAAAUGUGCGAUUUCAGAACGCCCUACAAAUGGAACCUGGACAGGCAUUGCAAGAACCACAACGGGCACGGCGCCUUUAAGUGUUCGGCUUGCAAUUUCACCGCGGAUAUCAAACAGAGUUUGACCGUUCACGAGAUGAACCACCACGUGCCGCCGGUGGGCCAGGCGGCGGGAUUGGGAGUCGGGAGACGGCGCAAUAAGGUCGGCGCCAGCGACACUACCCUCGCCGAAGAGAUCGGAGGACAGGCGCAAACUCAGGCCGUCAAAAGUGAACCCAUCUCGCCAGUGCUACAAGUGGACGAAGAAACUAAAAAGCAGAAAGUCAAAGUAACACCCAAGAAAAUUAAGCUCGAGUAUGGUAAUAACGGUAAAGACUCAGAUUUUAUUAACCCCGAAGAUAUAAUACAUCACGCCAAUGGGAAAAUUUACUUCAAAAAUAAGUGUAAAUACUGUAAUUUUAAAUCAGCUUGGGACAGCGAGAUGGCCAAGCACGAGAGAAAAGCGCAUAACAUCGAAAGAGAAGACAGCAAACCGAUGAUCAAAAAACCCCCAAGACCAGUGCCUAAUCUCAUCCCGAUUCCAUCGCAGCUAUCUCCACUCAAAAAACCCAAACUUGAAGAGUCUAGAGAACCUAUCAUGAGCCAAAAGGACAUCAACGACAUCUGCGCCAAAAGCUCCAAUAGCGUACUCAAGGACUUCGCCUCUCUGUUCGGCUCAGAAGACGUCUUCAAAUCAACCCCAAAAGUACCUGAUCUCAUACCUGCUGCUGUGUACAACAAUAACUAUACCUCAACUAAGGGCAAUAAGAUAACCGAUGUUUUCAAACAGAAAAACGCAUCAUUUUUCGACAGCCUUAGGGAGAAACUGGAACUAGGCACGCUUCAAAGUGGCAAUUUAACUUGCAAUAUGUGCGGUCAUGAAAGCAAAUGCCUUACCGAACAUGCUAAACACCAAAAAACUUGUGGUAAAGGAACCAACAAGAACCAAUCUAUUAUACCUUUACACAACAUUAGUUCCUCUAGAUGUCAGUUCUGCAGGCAGAGGUGUAAAUCUAGCACGGAUCUUUACAAUCAUCUGCAAAUGUGCCCAGAAGCGAGAAAAGCCCAAAAUCUCCUAUUACCCAAAGAAGAAGAAGAAGAAGAGGAAUCCGAUACGGAAGGAGAACUAAAAAUAGAUGAAAGUCAAGACGAAACCGAUAACAAGCCACACCCAAUGGAAAAUAAAGUCUUUGUUUGGAACGACAUCGUAGUUCCUAUGGAUAUAGAAGUUGACGAUUCAAAUUACGAAUAUACAGAGGACAAAGUUGACGAUAACGUCUCUUUAGAUCUUUCAAUUCGUACUCAAUCACCUCUAGAUAGUGAAAAUAGUGGUUUAGGACAAGAAUCAGUAACUCCAAAUAGUGUUCAACAUUCUCCUAUACCGAGUAGUAAUGAAAAGAUUCCCACACAUGGCAACGACAUAUCUGUAGCUCAACACAAACGUGUCUUUAAAUGUCCCCAUUGCACCUUUUGGGCAUCUACAGCAUCCCGUUUCCACGUGCAUAUAGUUGGUCAUUUGAACAAAAAGCCUUUUGAGUGUUCCUUGUGUGCCUAUCGAUCUAAUUGGAGAUGGGACAUAACCAAACACAUCAAACUCAAAUCCGUCAGAGAUCAGGCACAUGAGUCAGCUAAAGUCUUGAUGACUGACGAAACUGGAAGGCGCAAUUAUACCAAAUACAACAAGUACCUGACUGAGAUCCCUGUGACCAGUGCUCAGAGCAUGGAAACCAGUGGAGGCUGUGGAACUAGACCUAAACAUCACGAUAGAAAUUCUUCGCCAUCUACCAGCAAAUCGGACUUGAAGUCGAAGACUUCUAAUAACAACGACUAUAAUUCAGUGCUAAAGAAUUCUUCGCCCCUUAGGGCGCCACCUGCUUUGAAAAUUCCUGAUGGGUCCUUUAUGACCGAAAUCGUAGACAAGAAAAGAAAUAACAACGAGGGAAGGAAGACGCAGUACAAAUGCAAGAAGUGCAAUUUCAAACAUGCCUCCAGAGACAUCCUAUUGCAACACGUAAAAGGCCACUACCAACAACAACCUCUUACACCGGUGUCGUCGCACCACGAAAUACCAACAUCAGUAUCUGAUCGAGCUUCUACGAGCGGCGGAGGCAUUUCGAGCAUCCACCAUCAUCAGGCGGACGUAGCGCAGGAUUUGAGUUUAAGGGGUACGAGUCCUGAUAGAGAUGAGGCAAGUGUAAAUAACAUAAAUGGCGGGAAGGGAGGCGGUACAGCGCCCUUCCGGUGCGGUCAUUGCAACCAGGUAUCUAACUGGAAGCAUGUCAUCCAGAGGCACUGCAGAUUGAAGCACAGUGGGGAUGUCAGAGUAAUAAGCAACAAAAACGGUCAAGAAAAAAUUGAAGUAGAAGAAUUGACCGACGAACCCGAUCAUGUCGAUGUCAUUCAAGAUGGCGCCUUCAAAUGUACUUUCUGCCCCUUUUCCACUAACAACAAUCCAAAUUUUGAACAACACCUUUCUGGACACGUUCCUGCCGAAGACAGCAUUUUCAAAUGCUUCUAUUGCAAGUAUUACGUCAAUAAGAAAGAAGAUCUAAGCGAUCAUUUGAGACUUCAUGGUAUAACAGACCCAGAAGACUUCUUGAAUAAGAUGUCAGAAAAGAUUAACAACGACAGUGAAGGAAAGAAAUUUAGAUGCUUAACAUGUCCAUAUGUAACCAAUUCUAAAUCGCAGUAUACAUAUCACAAACAAUUUCACAAGCCUAGGGGCGGCCAGUACACUUGCAGCCAUUGUUCUUACAACGUUAGUAAACGUCACUUACUGCACCAACAUCUUAAAGUGCAUGGUAUCAACGUAGCUACCCACAAACAAAACGGCGAGGUUAUGUUCCUCGACGAAACAGCAGACGACAUAGAGGAAGUGCAUCAAUCUACGUUCAACAUCGACCUUCAAAACUUACCAGAUAUCCCACUGGUUUGGGUAUCUAAAAACGGGAAGUUCUCCAAAAUGUUUAAAUGCAGAUACUGCCCUCACGUCAAUUUAAGAAAAGUCAAUAUCCAGGAGCACGAAAAAAUGCAUAGUGUUCGCGAAAAAAAUGCCAAUACUACCAAAAUGAAUGAUGUUGAACACAGAUGCACUGAAUGUAACUACAUUUGCGCCAAUGCAGGUGUCUUAUCAUCGCAUUCUAAAGUACAUCAGGGUUUAUACGGGAUAGUUCAUCGUUUGGUAGAUCCAUCGAGAAGCGAUGAGGAGCAAAUUAGGGAAUUGAGCAGAGCUAUUGGUAUCCAACCAGCAGAGAACCCCCAAGAUGAUGAUCCAGUAGAUUUUAGUUUAUUAGAUGAAGAAAUAGAUAGUUCUUCUGGAACAGGAACAGUACUAUACUUCUGUAAGGAGUGCCCAGCUAGAUUUCUCAAAGAAAACGAAUUUGGAAUCCACAAAAGGUUCCACGGAUCCAAACUAUUCUACAAAUGCGACCAUUGCACUUAUACCUCUAGAGAAAACCCUCACCUUAUUUCUCAUUCCAAAGUCCACACUAAUGAAUACCAAGAGAGAACCAAAGUAUUACAAAACAUGUAUGUUACUAGUUCAAAUUACCCACAACCAAAGAUACAAACUAUAAAAUUAGAAAAUGCAAAACAAAUUUAUGUUGUAGCGGAAAAUAAGCUUAAUUCAGAAAUGAGUACUCUAUGCAGCAUUUUAAAUAAACCCGUGAAAUCGUCUCAAAACGUGCCAUUGUCAGGAACCGAUUUGUUCUUGCAAAAAUCAGAGGCCGAGCAAAAACACGCUGCGGAAAUGGGUCGCGAACCAUCUCCUCAACGAAAUUUGGAUUUUAACAUAGCGGAGUUGAUGAGAGGAAAUCCAGAUUUCAUCUAUCAACCUAUAAUGAAGAACGGUAGAUUGAAGGAGAAGCGAUACAAGUGCCAUAUGUGCCCCACAGCUUUCGAAAAACGAGAGCAGUACAAGAUACAUUUGGGCUUGCACGGCUCCGAGCAGCGUUACAAAUGCGAGGACUGUGAUUAUUCUGUCAAGUAUUACGCUAACUAUGUGCAACACUUGAAGAAACACAAGAUGAACGCUGACGCUCACGCGGCAAGGCGUUCCAGCGACGAUACAGAAUUAGAAAUAGACGAAACAAUGGAAGGAACCAUUAUACUUAAAGAAGAAUUGUCUACAGCCGACCAACAAAUCGAAGCGUUAGAGAAUAUCAAGCGCGAAGAACAAAUCAAGGAGGAAGAUAAAAAGUUCUAUUGGUGUUCCUUCUGUCCUUAUUCUAGUAACAGGAAAGAUGCCGUGGACAAUCACCAGAAACGCCACGCCAGCGUUUCGGGUACCAACAGUACCUACACGUGCGAACACUGUGAUUAUACCGUGCCACAAAGUCACUUUUUGCGGGAACACAGUAAGCUUCAUUUCGUGCGCAAUAAUACCAACCAAGUAGAGGGUUAUAUGACGUGCGAUAACAUGAAGCUGCUGGAGAAAAAUGGUAAAGUGGUUUUCGAAGAGCACGGUCGGGAGGACUGUAAGUUCUCCCCGCCGUUGAACGGAGAGGUUACGAUUAGAUUUAAUAACAACGAAGGUGAAAAACAAUUCGUUAAUGUACAAACAGGUGAAUUAGUUGAUGGGAAGGAUUUUAGUGAUAAGCAAUCUGUAGACGAUUGCAAAAUGGAAGUAAUUUAGUCAGACUUCUAGUGAUAAUUAUUAUUACCUGCAUACUUUAAUUCAUCGGAAAAUCUACUUAAAUACCUAAUAAUAAAAAAAAUUAUCGUGUUAACAUUGCCUUAGUCAUAGAGUAUUUUUACAAGAGUAUUUUCACACGAUGUUAGAAAGGAAUUUAAUACCGUAGUAUUAUCACCAAUUUUCAUACUUAUAUAUUAAUUCUAUGUAUAUAUAUCUUGUUCUGUUAGAAAGUAUUAAUUUUAUUUUUCAUGGGGUUUAAUGCCAAAGCAUUCAAUGCCAAAAUUUGCCAUAACUUUAUUGUUGUUUUUGUUUUACAGAAGAGAGA